This is a messenger RNA of Helobdella robusta, 1534 nucleotides long. RefSeq lists its product as hypothetical. The coding region runs from base 1 to 1149 and encodes 382 amino acids. Gene Ontology annotation, molecular function: O-methyltransferase activity; S-adenosylmethionine-dependent methyltransferase activity. NCBI's taxonomy places the organism in Eukaryota, Metazoa, Annelida, Clitellata, Rhynchobdellida, Glossiphoniidae. The record is from RefSeq and is a predicted model, not a curated record. The transcript is spliced from 9 exons. Gene Ontology annotation, biological process: methylation.
AUGGCCUCUACCCAAAGCAGCAUUAAAAUCUUUUGCAAUCUUGGUGCAAAAAAAACCAACACUGUGACAAUUGCUGCUGUUAUCAUCAAUCAGAUAGUAUACACAGCUACUACUCUUGGGAUAUUUGAAGAGUUGACUAAUUCACUGAGACCAAUGACUGCCUGUAUGCUGGCUCUCAAACUUGGGCUAGACGCUGACGCUACUGAACGUCUGCUGAAUGCACUGUCAGCUCUUUCACUGGUCGAAAAAUCUUUCAAUUCCAGCAAUUCGGCUGUAUACAGAAGUAGUACUUGUGCCGAGAAGUAUCUAGUCAACUCGAGUCCAUUCACAAUGAAACCACUGAUUCACAAAGUUGGAGACCUAUAUGCUGUGUUCGGCCAACUGACGAAGGGUAUCAAAGAAGGUCGCCAACAGCUGAACACGGCACUGGGAAAAGGAGACCAAUGUUUCAAGAAAGGAAAUGGAUUAUAUUCAGACGACAAGAAGCGGAUGGAGUUCUUGAGUACUAUGCAGAUGUUUUCAUAUGCAGACGCUCCACACGUCUUGAAGGCUUUUGACCUGAAGCAAUACAAAACCGCCAUUGACCUUGGAGGAGGAACCGGGGCAUUCGGGCUGACCCUGGCCAAAAAGUACCCCUCCAUGCACGUGACUGUGGCCGACUUACAUGACGUCGUCAAGAUGGCCGACCAAUUUUUGCCUAAAGAUGUGCCUGAAAAUUUACACUAUGAAAUCAAAGACUUCUUCGAAGACAGCUUGACCCCUGCUGACCUCUACAUCCUGAGCAACGUCGUACACGAUUGGGACGUCGAACACCUGGAUAAGCUACUCACGAAAGUUUACCACGCCAUCAAACCAGGUGGUGCUUUAUUAGUUUUGGAGAAAAUUUUGAACGAGAACAAAGACGGCCCGCUAUCGACACUCAUUCUCGACCUGGGCAUGCUGGUGACCGUGAACGGCAGGGAGCGGACCGCGGCAGAGUACAAACAGCUUUUCUCUGAAUACGGAUUCAAGAACAUUCGGAUAAAAGUUCUUCCUGAAGCCCGCCUGAGGGAUGCCAUCCUGAUGGAGAAGUUGCUGCUUCCCACCGAGAUGAAAGAGGAGGAGAUAUCGUUAGGAGAGAUGAGGAAGGUUGUCGAUGAUUUGAAGUAAUCGUUCAGGGUUUAAGAAUUGUUUUUAUUAUUUAGUUGUUACUAUCACAUCUAUUAUUAUUAUUAUUAUUUAGUUACAAUUAUUAUUUCUAUUAUUAUUAUUUAAUUAUGCAAAUUAAGUAUUAUUUAUAUAUUAAGAUGUAUACAAAUAUUUUCAUUACCAUUGGACUGCAAGCUAAGGAGAUAGAAGUUUAACAUGUUGAUGCAUUUCACGUAAUGAGAUCAAUAUCUAUAUUGGUGUUUCCUAUAUAUUAAUAUAUAUAUAUAUAUAUAUAUAUAUAUAUAUAUAUAUAUAUAUAUAUAUUAACUUUUUAAUGUCUGUACAUUUUUUUUAAUUUGUCCAUAUAAUAUAUACAUGUAUAUAACCAUUAUAACCAUACAUAAGG